AGAGUGCAGAUCUUUACUGUUGGAGAAAUGGCAGAGGUACAAAAGGCAGAAUCAGUUGUUUCUAUUGCUGUUGAUUUUGGCACAGCCUACAGUGGAUACUGCUUUAAAUUUAAAAAAUCUAAACAGAUACGGAUGCCUAAAUGGGGUUUAGAAUUCGGUCAUGAUACACUAAAAACCCCUACCUGCAUUCUGUUUGAUGAAAAUAAACAGUUUCUGAACUUCGGCUACGAUGCCAUCGAAACCUACAACCGACACAAAUCAAGAGAAGAAGCAAAGAGACUCUACCUGUUCGACAACUUCAAAAUGGAGCUCUACGGAAAGGAGCUGAACAGAGCGCUGAUGAUCACGUCUAAAAACGGGAAAAAAAUGAGAGCUAUAAAAGUGUUCUCAGAGAGCCUGAAGUUCAUGAAAGAUCACGCCCUGAAGAUGAUCGGAGAUCAUACUGCUGGAAUGGAGUACUCAGCCUGUGAUGCUACGUGGGUUCUGACGGUUCCAGCUAUCUGGAGUCCUGCAGCUAAACAGUUCAUGAGAGAAGCAGCAGUGCAGGCUGGUCUGAUAAGAGGAAAUGAUCCUGAAAGGCUGAUUGUGGCUCUGGAACCAGAAGCUGCUUCUGUUUGGUGUAAACAGCUGCCCUAUGAUGGAUUUCUGGAAGGAGAUCUUGGAGAAUCAGACAAGAUAGAAGAUGAGCCAGAAACACAGUACAUGGUGGUGGAUUGUGGAGGUGGAACCAUUGAUAUCACAGUGCAUGAGGUGAUGGAGGGAGGUCGUCUAAAGGAGCUGCACAAGGUCUCAGGCAACAACAUGGGAGGACAGACUGUGGACAAGAACUUCAGAGAGUUCCUCAGAAAAACUCUGACUGAAAAAGUGUUUGAUGAGUUGGAGGAGAAGUAUCCCACUGAGCUGUACAGAUUAAUGUGUGAUUUUUCAGUCUGUAAACGUUCAGGUAGUAAUGGCAUGGUGCAAUGCCCAUCUGCUUUAGUACAGACAGUCGGGGAAAAACAGCUACAAGAUUGCUUUAGGGGAGUCAGUGGUGCAGUAUGGGAGAAUGGAUCAAUACUGCUGAGAAAGGAAAAGAUAGAAUCCUUUCAUGAAGACAGUCUCAGAGCCAUCGAGAAACAGAUCAGAGAGAUACUGAAAAGACCUGAACUGAACAUCAGCUACAUCUUCGUAGUGGGAGGAUUUGCUCUGAGUCCGUAUGUAAAAGGUUUAGUCAGGGGGAAGUUUAAUCGGGGAGAAGAGUGUAGUGUGCUCUGUCCAGUAGAUGCUCAGGCUGCAGUUCUGAAAGGAGCUGUGACAUUUAGCACACAGCCAAACAUAAUCCAGUCCCGGAUCAGUCUUUACACUUACGGGAUUGCAACAUCUGAACAGUUUGAUGAGAUCAAACACAAGGGCAGAAGCUCAUUUGAGAACAGGGAUGGAGUAAAGUUCUGUAACUGUCGCUUCUACUUCUUCGUAAAGAAGGACGAGUCCAUCAGGUUUGAUGAGGACAGAGAGUUCAGCUUUUGUCCGGUUGAAAGAGAUCAGACAGAACUGAAUUUCAGAUUUUACCGAACUGAGAGUAAAACUGUUCAGUACGUAGAUGAGGAAGGGGUGGAGGAGUUUGGGUUGAUCAGAGUGGAAUUACCCACAGCUAAGAAAAGCAGGGAGCAGUCAGUCAGACUUAAGAUCAAGUUUGGUUUCACUGAGAUGAUGGCGACCAUCACAGAUAGAAAAGGUCACAAAACAGACGCCAAACUGGACUUCAUGACAGAGUCAUUAGUGCUCUAACGUUGAAAAAGUGCACAGAUAUUUCUGGCGGUUUAUGUUCUCUAGUUUAAUCUACUUUAAUAAAGUGAUUUCUCAAAUUGUAAUCUUUACCUUUAGUUUAAACUUUGAAAAGUAGUUUCUAUCAACAAUGCUACAUUUAUAGUCUGUAUCACACAUUACUUAAUAAUAAGGAACUAUGGCCAAGAAUCUACUUCAUAUU
This is a messenger RNA of Astyanax mexicanus (Mexican tetra), 1966 nucleotides long. RefSeq names its product heat shock 70 kDa protein 12A-like. Lineage: Eukaryota; Metazoa; Chordata; Actinopteri; Characiformes; Acestrorhamphidae. The transcript has 4 exons. The record is from RefSeq and is a predicted model, not a curated record. Bases 28 to 1767 code for a protein of 579 amino acids. Gene Ontology annotation, molecular function: ATP binding; ATP-dependent protein folding chaperone.